Molecule: messenger RNA, 1522 nt
Organism: Raphanus sativus (radish)
Lineage: Eukaryota; Viridiplantae; Streptophyta; Magnoliopsida; Brassicales; Brassicaceae
Product: UDP-glycosyltransferase 74C1
Exons: 3
Coding region: 78-1448 (456 amino acids)
Molecular function (GO): UDP-glycosyltransferase activity
Source: RefSeq, a predicted model, not a curated record
UAGGAGAGAGUGGCAUUAGAACAUAUUCACGUACACUUGCUGUUUCUUCAGUUUUAAACAAUUACAUACAAAAAGAUAUGGGUGAAGCAAAAGGUCAUGUACUGUUUUUCCCAUAUCCGUUACAAGGCCACAUUAAUCCAAUGAUCCAACUCGGCAAACGCUUAUCCAAAAAGGGACUGACCGUCUCACUCAUCAUCGCCUCCAACAUCCACCGCGAACCAUACACCUCUGAGGACUACUCUAUCACCGUCCACACCAUCCACGACGGUUUCUUUCCACACGAACACCCUCACGCCAAGAUCAAAGAUCCUCCACGUUUUAACGAGUCUACUGCUCGUAGCCUCACCGAUUUCAUCUCUAGGCAGAAGUUAUCGAGCAACCCUCCAAAAGCUCUGAUCUAUGAUCCGUUCAUGCCCUCUGCACUGGACGUAGCCAAGGACUUGGGUCUAUACGUAGUGGCCUAUUUCACUCAACCAUGGUUGGCUAGUCUUAUUUACUACCACAUCAACGAAGGAACCUACGACGUUCCUGAUGAUAGGCACGAGGACCCGAUACUUGCAUCGUUUCCGGGUUUUCCACUGUUAAGCCAAAAUGAUCUGCCUUCUUUCGCUUGCGAGAAGGGGUCUUACCCGCUGAUAUUCAAAGUUGUGGUUAGCCAGUUUUCUAACUUGCGGCGCGCUGAUUGUAUUCUUUGCAACACUUUUGAUCAACUUGAACCUAAGGUAGUGAAAUGGAUGGAUGGUCAGUGGCCGGUGAAAAACAUUGGACCGGUGGUUCCAUCCAAGUUCUUGGAUAACCGGUUGCCAGAAGACAAAGAUUACGAACUCGGGGAUAGCAAGACUGAGCCAGAUGAGUCUGUUUUGAGUUGGCUGGCGAAUAAACCAGCCAAGUCAGUAGUUUACGUGGCGUUUGGGACGUUGGUGGCUUUGAGUGAGAAGCAGAUGAAGGAGACCGCGAUGGCCAUUAAACAAACCGGAUACAGUUUCUUGUGGUCUUGUCGAGAUUCGGAGAGAAGCAAGUUACCGUCUGGCUUUGUGGAAGAAGCUUUGGAGAAGGACACUGGAUUGGUGGCCAAGUGGGUUCCUCAGCUAGAGGUUUUAGCACAUGACUCAAUAGGAUGUUUUGUGACACACUGUGGAUGGAACUCAACAUUGGAGGCAUUAUGCUUAGGAGUUCCAUUGGUGGGGAUGCCACAGUGGACGGAUCAGCCCACGAAUGCCAAGUUUAUAGAGGAUGUGUGGAAGAUUGGGGUUAGAGUGAAGACUGAUGAAGAAGGGUUUGCGAGUAAGGAGGAGAUUGCUGGAUGCAUUUCUGAGGUUAUGGAAGGAGAGAAAGGGAAAGUGAUGAGGAAGAAUGUUGAAAAUUUUAAGGUAUUGGCACGUGAGGCUAUCUCAGAAGGAGGUAGUUCCGACAAGAGCAUUGAUGAAUUUGUUGCUAUGAUGACUUGAAAAUCUGAAACUGAUAUGAUCUGUGUGUUGUCAGUUUGUUAGUUUAAUUACCGAAUAAUGACUUCUUUGUCUGA